AUAGUGAAGAAAGUGAUUAUGAUUCCGAAACUAGAAGUUUAUCAAGUUUAGAAUUAUUAGAUACUAAUGAAACAACGAUUAAGCAAUUAUUUGAAAAGGUGUUUAUAAAUGACGGACUAACCUGUAAUUCACCAAUAGAAAAGGCUUAUUAUUCGGCUCAAAUAUUCUCAUUAUUAUGCUUUGAAUGUGGAGAUUCUGAUAUUUCUACUCCAAUUCCGGUUACUCAAUAUCCACUAUGUGCAGAGUGCACACAAAAAGGAAUCAAAACACCAACUCGUGGAAAAUCUUUAAAAUUUACUACAC
Messenger RNA from Racocetra persica, 303 nucleotides. NCBI's taxonomy places the organism in Eukaryota, Fungi, Glomeromycota, Glomeromycetes, Diversisporales, Gigasporaceae. The record is from the annotation of a GenBank genome assembly.